UAAUAUUGUUUGUUAACAGCUGUGGAAGCUAUUCGCUAUACUCUCUGUCUCUCUCUGUCUCUCUCUCUCUCUCAGAGAGAAUGAAGAAAAGUGUUUCCCUUUCUGCAGGACUCAUGGCGCUUAUCGUUCUAGUUGUGUUACUUCUUCAUCAAACUUGUAGUGCUAAGGAUACAAAUCAGGACUGUGUUCCUUCUUCCUGCGGCAAUAUCCCCAACAUAAGCCCUCCAUUUCGAUUGGCAGACGACCCUCCAAAUUGCGGCGACCGAAGGUAUACCCUGUCUUGUCAGGACAACCACACCGUGUUAUUCUUAUUUUCCAUAGAACACUACGUACAGGAAAUCAAUUACACUUCCCAAACAAUCCGAGUUGUAGACUCGGGUAUUCAAAAGGGUAAUUUCUCCUACAUCACUGGUUGUUUCCGUUUACGGGCCAAUACUCCAUAUUAUCCUACGAGGUCCAUCGACAGAAGCAUACAGUACAUGGUUUUGUUGAACUGUGAAAAGCGAGUGAAUUCCCCACGGUAUUUGAACAAAUCUGCUUGCUUUGGCAAUAGAGCGUAUGCUUCCAACUCAUCUUCAUCCCAGCCCGAGGCCGGGUUUAGGUAUGUGCUAUAUAACCAGGCGAAAGCAGGGGAUGUGGAGGACUUGUGCCAAGUAGAGCAUAUAUUCCAGACAUCGUGGCCGUCAGUGCGCAAUUUGCUUCCAGAAGACCCAAGUGGUAUUUCCUGCACAGACUUAUACAACCUAUUGCUAUACGGUUUUGAGAUUUCUUGGUCUCAAUAUUGUGGAAAGUGCGGCAUCUUCGAGUUUAGCGAUACAAAUCUUUGCUGCGAAAGACAUACGGGAAUCCUUGGAAUACCAUAUCGGGUUUACACUGCUUUCCGAGGCAUAGUAGAUCUUUCGUAUUCAGUUAUUGACGAUAAAGUAAGGCAGACAGAGCGCGGACGUCGGAUCGUAUCAGAAGUUAUUUAACUGGGUGGUAUGAUGAAGGUGACUUAUGAUCCCAUCUAAAGAUCCUAUUACCACUAAUGAUCAUUACUAUCAACCUCGGACUAUUCCAUGGAGCAAAAAUUAUAAUGGCGACCCCAUUUGUGAUUGGAUUCUUGAUAUAUAAAUGGCGUAGGAGACAUUUAUCGGCGUUUGACAUCAUUGAAGAAUUUUUACAAAAUAACAAUAAUCUCA
Messenger RNA from Carya illinoinensis, 1181 nucleotides. RefSeq lists its product as uncharacterized. The record is from RefSeq and is a predicted model, not a curated record. The transcript is spliced from 7 exons. Lineage: Eukaryota; Viridiplantae; Streptophyta; Magnoliopsida; Fagales; Juglandaceae. Bases 81 to 971 code for a protein of 296 amino acids. Gene Ontology annotation, molecular function: polysaccharide binding.